AUGAUUCAGUUGCUACCCACAAAUAAUUCAUCAAAUGAACUAUUUACCAAUAUUGAUCUAAAUCAGAAUAAUGAUUUCGCAUCGAUUUUAUUUAUACGAUCUAAUGGUAAUAAACAUUAUUUACCAGUGAAAUAUCCUAAUACAAUUUAUAAAUGGUAUGAAAAUAUAUUAAUCCAUUUAGAAAAGAAUAAAUUUCUUCAAUGGACAUUAAUUACUAUAUCAGAUUAUGAAGAAUGUAUAGGCUUGAAAUUAAUUCAAUGGAAUAAUGAAUUGAUUACAUUAAUUAAGCAGAUAGCACCAAUUUUACAACAAAUUGAUUUAUCCUAUUUAAAAUUGAAUGGAAUCCCAUCAGAUUUGUUAUUACGAUUUUCUACACGUUUAUUCUCAUUAAAUCUUAGUUAUAAUCAAAUUGAAAUGAAUAUUUUCCAUGAAAUUAAAUCAGUCUAUUUAUGGUAUAGAAAACAGAAACAUAAUGAGAAUACAAUAAAACAAGAUUUAUGUUGGAUUCAAACUAUCAAUGAAAUAUACUUAGAUCAUAAUAAACUUGAAGAUCAAUUUCCAUAUGAAAUAUCUAAUUAUAUGAUUGGAUUACGGCGACUAUAUAUUCAAAACAAUGGGAUAACUAGUUUAAAAGGUUUAAAUGGUCUUACACAACUACAAGUGUUAAGAGCUGAUUUUAAUAAAAUUGCCAGUUUACAUGAUGAUUUCUUUUCAUUGAAAAAAAUUGAAUAUGUAUAUCUUUCACAUAACCAUAUUACACAACCGAUAUCUGGUACACGUUUAAAGUACUUAAACCAUCUAAAAGUGAUUGAUUUAUCAUACAAUGGUUUGUCUUUUUUACCUACUGUCAUAUUCAGUCUACCAUGUUUACAAACAUUAAAAGUUGAUCACAACAAUAUAUCAAAUUUGCCUACAUUAAGAUCAAAUUCUAGAAUUUCUAAAGAACCAAUACAACUGAUUGAUCUUUCACAUAAUCAAAUUAAUGCAAUAUCUGAUGGUUUACUUAAAAUAACGAAACAGUUAGAUUUAAGUAAAAACAAAUUACGAAUGUUUCCUGCUAGUUUACUUAAAAUGAUUGCAAAUAUGGCUCAAUUAAAAAAGAUAAAACCAUCAGAAAUGAUUAAACUUGAUUUAAAUGAUAAUCCAAUUAUAUGGCCACCAUAUAAUACUAUUGAAUGUGGCAUCGAUGCAAUGAUUCAAUAUUUUGUAGAAUCAAGAACUGAAUUACAAUCAUAUUAUGGUAUUAAAAUAAUGUUAUUAGGUGAUAUAAAUUGUGGUAAAUCUAGUUUAGCUAUGAGUAUAGUAGAUAGACAAAUUCAUAUGACAGAAAGUAUAGAAGAAACCACUUAUAGUAUCGAAUCAUAUACUAUACAUUAUGAUGCCAUUGAAUUAACAUCGAAAUUAUAUACAAAUUCAAAAGAUAAUAAUAAUAAUCACAUAAAUUCACAAACGCAAACUAAUCGACCAACAACAAUCACAAUAUGGGAUUGUUCUGGUUAUCUAAAUUAUAUACCAUUAAUAUCCUAUUUUACAUCAUUAUCAACCAUUUAUAUUAUUGUAGUGGAUAUAACAAAAUUCAAUUCUACAAUCUUAAUAGAUGAUAAUAUAAAAUUAAAGAAAUCAAAUAAUUAUUUUUAUCAAUCUGUUGCUAUAUGGUUAGAUCUUCUAUUAUAUCGUUUAAAUUAUCUUAAAUUAAUUUUGAUUGUUACUAAAUGUGAUCUUAUACAAUCCACAAUAGAAUUAAAUAAUAAAAUGAAUUAUUUAUAUAAACAAACAAUUAAUUAUAUAAAAUUUAAAAAAUAUUGGUUAAAAGAACAAAUUACACAGAUUGAAUCAUCAUUACAAAUAUCGAAAUCCAUGUUACUAUAUUAUGAACAAUUAAAUUAUAUUUAUAAUAAUUUAUAUACAUUUAUUUAUCCAAUUAUUCAAUCAUUUUCAUUCAAUGAUAUCAAUGAUAAAACAAUUUCUAAUUUCAAUCAAUUAUGUUUUAUAUCAUUUGAUUUAGCGAUUAAAACUCCAACUUAUAUACCAUAUUGUUUAACACCAUUACCACAUAUAUGGUCAGAUAUUGAAUUAUAUUUAAAUGAUAUUAAACAUGAUUAUUAUAAUAAUAAUAAUGAAGUGAAUACAACUAUACUACUGAAAUCUUAUUUUUGUCAUUUAUUACAAAAUAAAUUUAAUUUAAAUGUAUUAAAUUUAAAACAAUUACUUAUUUAUUUAAAUAAUACAGGUAAAAUUAUAAUAUUAGACUCAUAUUCAAUGAACAAUAAUCAUAAUCAUAAUAAUAAUAAUAGUAGUAGUAGUAAUGAAGGGCAAUCUUAUAAUGAUCCAAUGAAAUCCCUAAUUAGACCAUAUCCCAAAUUCUAUGUAUUAAUUAAUCCUGAUUUAUUUAUUGAAUCAUUUAAAUAUUUAUUAAAUCCUUAUUUAUAUUGUAUAAUGGAUUAUAUAAAACAUAAAAAUUCCAAUGAAACUAUUUAUUUACCUAAAACAUUUAUCAAAGAUUUGCUAAAACAUUUUUAUACGAUUACAAAACAUGAUGCAAUGAAUCAAUUAAUCUAUAGUUGUAAUGAAUUAAAACGUGGUACUGGUAUUAUAAGCGCCUAUUUAUGGAUUGCAUUAGUGGAAUAUAGUAAUCUUUAUAUUAUUAAAAAUAAUAUUGAAACCGGUAAAUCCUACGUUGAAAUUAUAUGGAGAUGGUUAGAACUUGCUUAUCCAGUACCUGAACCAAAUUUAUUUAUAAAUUUUGAUUUUAAUUUAGACAAUAAUGUAUCAUUGAAUGGAUUGAAUUCAUCAACUUGGAAACUUAAAUAUGGUACAGUAGAAAUUUCUGAAUCUCCUGUGGACAAAUUCCAGAUACUUAUUAAUAUAACUGGUAGUCACUUAAGUGAUCAAGAAAGAUUGAAAUAUCGUCUAAGAAGUACAGAAGAUUCACUUUUUGUUGAACUGUAUCCACAGUUUUCAUCUCCAGCUCAUCGUAAUGAUGGUGAAGAAGAGAAAAUCUAUUUACAACUGUUAUGCGUUACAAUUAUAUCCCUUGUUCUAGUUGUAUUUGUUGUUUCUAUUAUAUUUUCUUGUUGGUGGACUAAAAGUUAUAAAAUACCAAUUGAUUUAGGUAUUACAGAUGCUGUUUACUAUAUUUCUUUGAAACAUGAGGAUGGUUUAGUAGACGGAGAGAAGAAAGCUUCAAGGAAGAAAUCAGCUGAAUCUGCAUCAAACGUCAAUGUAGCUAAUAUAUCUACAAAUUCUGGAAAUCAGUGCGAAUUGAUUGAAUUAAUAUCAACUCCACAUUCAAGAUCUGAAAAUAACAAUCAAACAAAAGCACAUGUUUACGUCUCACCGACUGUAGCGUAUGCCACUGUUUCUAUUGGAAACAAUCCAGAAUUAAACGUUUCAGCACUAACGACUAUUCUACCGGCAAACUGUCCAUUACCACGUUAUGUUGUAGCAGCUGGUGAAAUGAGGAAUACUGGAAACAAUAACAAUAAUGUGACUUCGGAUUUAGAUCGAUUACCAGAUGGGACAAUUAUUGGUACACCAAUAUUAUUAUCAGCUAAUUCUUCGAAUGGCGUUAUCGCAGGUCUUCUUCCAGAUUCUAGCAGUGCGAAUAUAAAUCCAUCCGUUACCUAUGUGAAAUUAGCUAAACCAUUCGUCAUAAGCUGUGAACAAAAAGUUGCGUUAGAUGGAUUACAUAUUAAAAAAGAUCAUCCGCUUGUUAUGGGAUCUGUUCAAAAUGUGGAUACUUCCAGUACACCAAAAACUCUAGCUACAAGUUCUUUGCGCUUGAGAACACUUCCUUCAAGACGUCAUGUUGCUAAGGAAUUUCUCGAUGAGUCUGUCCUAGCUACAAUGUCACGUUCAAGAACUCCUCUGAAUAAUAAGAUUGGUGUAAAUCAAAUUACCCAAGUUCAUAGUGAAGCGGUAAUGACUACAGCGCAUACUUUACCUAGUGGUGCAUUAGUAUCUUUAAAUCCAUCAGUUCUGUUAAUUCGAACAAGUCAACCAGUUAAAACUAUUAAUGAGGAAUGUGAAGGCGGUAUGAAUGACCGUAACCAAUUCAAUGUUAUAACAACACUCCCUGAACUAUUGUCUAGUAAAUCUGUUGGGACAAUGUCUACUGGAAUUGCCAGUGCAGUUCCCCUGUAUGUCAGUAAUUCUAUAUCGGGUGCUUCGGGAGAAUUAAUGACAACUUCAAGUAUCGGUUAUAUGCCAUCGUUUUCAAUUCCAUCAAGUGUAAUUCCUGUGUCGUGCGAUUCUCAUCAAAUCUUUAAUCAUUAUAUACCUGGUCAUGGUUCAGAUGAAACAAGCGGUAUUCUUUCAGACUCUGAAGGUAGUACAAGCUUUACAGCUGGAGCUCAAACAAACACAUUUUUUCUGUCACAUCCAUUUUAUCCGGCUUCUGGUAGUUCUGAUGUGCAAGUUAUACAACCGGUAAUUAGUAGUAGUGGUAUUAUUCCUAAAUCAACAAGUUCCACAUUUUUAAAGUCGCUGACCUCACAAGGCAUUUCUAUUGGCAUUUCUGCUGCGAUUCCAUUUCUUCUUCAAUCAAAUUACCAUACCGGUGGCUAUAAUUCACAAGCAACAUUUUCAAUAUCAGCCUGGCCUCAUGCUAUGAAACUUCUCUGGGCUCCAAUAGUUGAUUCAAUUUACGUCAAUUUUAUUGGAAGACGGAAGACGUGGCUCAUAAUAACUCAGUAUGCAAUUGGAAUUGAGUUAAUUGUGCUAGCAAGUCUUAUCGAUGAUUUGUUUGGACGAGACCCUAACAAAGCAUAUAGUCAGUUAGGAUCACAUCAUCCAGUUGCUAUAAUACCCUUAACUAUAGCAUUUUUCGUACUUACAUUUCUGACAGCUACACAAGAUGUUGCGGUUGAUGGCUGGGCCUUGACAUUGCUAUCGAAGAAGAAUGUUGGUUUGGCUUCUACUUGUAAUAAAGUUGGACAGAGCCUUGGUUAUGCGUUAUCAUUUAUUCUCUUAGUUUGCUUAGAGUCUCCUGAUAUUCCUAACAAAUAUCUUAGACGAACGCCUAUAGCAGACAAAGGAUUAAUAACAUUUUCCGGUUUUCUCUAUGCAUGGGGUUUUGGUUUCAUGAUAUUUAACACAGUUUUGGUAAUAUUUAAACAUGAAAAAGGCUCGAAAUUGGAUGGGAUUAUACGUCACUUCGUAAAAAGUCGUUUAUUCACUGGUGCUUUAGGAACUACUGUCUCUCUCGCUCUAAUAGAGCGUUUGACAAUUCAUUCAUGUACGAAAAAUGCCAGUCAUUCUGGAACACAUACAAACACUAGUGGGAUAUUUUCAAAUAGUUCAUUGGCUACUGAAAAUACCACUUGCUAUACUUUAGAUGGAAAUAACACAUGUAUUAAUCCAAUAGAAUCAUGCGUUAAAGUAUUCGAUGGAUACUAUAUUGAAGUGAUAGCUCUUCUCAUCGUUGGUUCAAUAUUAUUUGUAUUGUUCUUUUAUCCAAAAGCAAAAUAUUUGCAAAGUUUACCAGUAACGAAAUUUUAUUACAAUCCAAGUACUGAUGAAUACAGUUGUUUUGGUCGUAAAUUUAACUGUUGUCGUAAAACGGAAAAUCAGUCAUUAGAUAUAACUGAUAAUUUUGAAAGUAUGGAAAACAAUACUGAUACUACUAGUACUGCUGCUGUUGCUACUACUACUACUACUACUAAUGAUAAUAAUAAUAAUAAUAAUGAUAAUAAUGGUGAAAUCAAAUUACUUUUGAGCAAUUAA
Messenger RNA from Schistosoma intercalatum, 5724 nucleotides. NCBI's taxonomy places the organism in Eukaryota, Metazoa, Platyhelminthes, Trematoda, Strigeidida, Schistosomatidae. The record is from the annotation of a GenBank genome assembly.